Messenger RNA from Auanema sp. JU1783, 1245 nucleotides. The record is from the annotation of a GenBank genome assembly. Lineage: Eukaryota; Metazoa; Nematoda; Chromadorea; Rhabditida; Rhabditidae.
AUGGCUGUACAACCGAACUUUUCUCAAAUUUGUCUAACUGAUACCCAACAAAGAGUUCAUGGAACUGAAUUGGAGUACAUGCUACAAAGAUAUGUUUACCCGUGCUUGGCCGUCAUUGGAAUAUUUGGUAACUUUCUAAACUUGACUGUUUUAUUAAACAGAAACAUGAGAAGUCGGGCUAACAGCUUCUUGUCUGUGCUAGCAUUUGCGGACAUCAUCUUCCUCUCCUUGCUGUUUCCAAAUAUAUUGGCUAAUUAUGAAUUUUUUACUUUCAAUUAUUAUUUUCGAUGGUUUUACUUUAAUACGAAAGUUCAUUUGCUAUCAUUAGCCAAUUGGUGUUCAGCUGUAGCCAUCUGGUGUGUAAUCGCCGUUUGUGCUGAUCGACUUGUAGGCAUUCGAAGUCCAUUAUAUACUCGUUCAACAUGGUCAAAAUGGAAAUUGCCAGCACUCAUAACAACGAUUGUUGUUGUUUCGGGCUGUGCAACGUUCUACCAGCAUUUUGAGUAUGACUGUCCUCUAAGAUCUUAUUGUCAACAUGCGCAAUUGUACUCAAGAUGUUUACCUGUAACCAGCGAAGCUUGGUUCGGUAAUCGAGAAAAUCCGUAUUCACACGAAUUUCGCAAAUUAAUUUCGUUAUCGGUCCUGAUUUAUGUGUUCUUAAUGAUCAUAUUUCCUAUUGUCUUACUAACUAUUCUUAAUCUGAUGCUUUUAUGUGCUCUAAGGAAACGUCAGAAGCAUUUACAGCUAUUGAAUGAAGCAGAAAAUUCAAGAAGAGCAAAUGAAAAUCAACUGCUACAAAAAACAGAGCAUCGUGUGACGUUGACUGUCACAUUCAUUGUCACCAUGUUCACCUUAACCAACGGACCAUCAGCGUUGAUACAUUUGAUCAGAACAACAUAUCAUCUACAACAGCAUGAGUUAUAUGAUUUAACUAUGAUAUGCAGCACUUUGGUCAUAUGUGGCAAAGCUUCAAAUUUCAUUUUGUUCUGUCUCGGAUCAAAACACUUCCGGUUGCGACUAAUGAAGUUGACUCAGAAAAAAAUGAACAAGAAAAUUGAUACGUUAACGACACAUCUUCUGCCUUCGUCUGUGAGCCGAGCUGUUAUGUCUCAUAGGCAAAGUGUGCCAUCUCAGAAGAGUAGUUUGACAGGCACAUCAGCCAGUAUCGUGACAACAGCACGUGCACGACAUUCCAGUACUGAUCAGACAAAACCAUUCCUACUUCGUCUCGAUAACGAUUUCUAA